AUGGCUGUUUUCUUCUUCUUCUAUCCUUCGCUCCUAGAUCUGAAGACGAAGAAGGUCCGAACAAAAACCCUUCUUCAUCUCCAAGAAUACAACAAGGAUCCAUUACGAGUCCUAGUAGAUGGUCCAAUAACAAGGGCAAAGGCUAAACAAUUACAAGAUGUUGUUGGAGGGCUGAUUAGCGCUCAAUGGGAUAUGGAUCAAUUUGAUGAGGACAAGGAGCGACCAGUUAAUCUAAUUGGAGGGCAAGAGGCAUGCUAUGACCCGAAAGUUUAUCUAGAUUGGAAAAUAGCUAGGGUGAUGAGGUCAUUUGAAUGUCAUAGGUAUUCAGAGAGGAAGAAGUUAAGACUGGUAGUGCUAAAGUUUACAGACUAUGCUUCUAGCUGGUGGGAUAAGAUUAUAACUGAGAGAAGGAAGUAUGGAGAUGAUCCUAUAGAGUCUUGGAGGGAGUUGAGAAUUUUAAUGAGGAGGCGAUUUGGUGCUAGAAGUGUUGCUGACUACAAUCAAGAGAUGAAGAAGCUCAUGAUUAGGCUUAACAUAGAUGAGAAGGCCGAGAGGUCCAUGGCCCGGUUCCUUAGAGGCUUGAUUGCAGAAAUUCAAGAAGAAGUUGAGAGGCAACGUUAUGUGGAGUAUGAUGAGCUAGUACAAAUAGCCAUGAAGGUGGAGCAGUAUUUGCAAAGAAAGAAAAACCGAUUCCACAUGAGUUUAUCCUCUUGGAAGAGUAAGGAGGGUUCCAAGGAGAGAUUCCAAUCAAGGAAUGACAAUGGUAGACCCAAGGAGUCUAGAGACCAAAAAGGUAAGGAGAUUGCCGAAGGAAACUCUGGGCCGCGUAACAUCAAGUGUUUCAAAUGUCAAGGAAGAGGCUUUAUUACAAAAGUUUGUCCAAACAAGGUAAAUAUGACAAUCAAGAAAGGGAGGAUUGUUACUGAUUCUAAGCAAAGUGAUUCCAAGGAGGAGACCGAAGAGGAAUCUGAAUCACGUGAGGAGGAACUACUUGAAACUGAUAAUGAAGAAGUUUUGGAGGGACCAGUUGAGGGAGAUGCCUUGAUGGUAAGGCGCAUGCUCAACCUCCAAGCCACCGAGGAUGAAAGUCAGCGUGAAAACAUCUUUCACUCAAGGUGUUUUGUUCAUGGUAAGUGGCUAAACAAGGCGGGGGAUAUCAAGGUGAAUCAACAAGUUUUGAUUCCGAUCAAGUUGGGACACUAUGAAGAUGAGAUCCUUUGUGACGUAGUGCCCAUGGACACUACUCACAUUCUUCUAAGGAGCAAGAGUCUUAAUGAGCAUGUUAGACAUCUUAGAGAAGUGUUUUCUGCUUUGAGGAAAUAUAAAUUGUAUGCUAAUCUAAAAAAAUGUGAGUUUUGCACUUUGUCGGUACAUUUCCUUGGCUAUAUUGUCAAUGCCAACGGGAUUGAGGCUGAUACUGCUAAAAUUGAGGCUAUCCAGCAAUGGCCUACACCCAAGACGGUUAGCGAGGUAAGAAGCUUUCACGGAUUAGCGAGUUUUUAUCGCCAUUUUGUGAAAGACUUCAGCUCAAUUGCUGCACCGCUAACUGAGGUGAUUAAAAAGAACGUUGGCUUUGUGUGGGGUGAAAAGCAAGAGAAUGCCUUUAAUGAGUUAAAAGAAAGAUUGUGUAAGGCACAUGUUCUUGCUUUGCCUAAUUUUGAUGUUGUUUUUGAGAUAGUUUAUGAAGUUAAAUGA
Messenger RNA from Ipomoea nil (Japanese morning glory), 1695 nucleotides. RefSeq lists its product as uncharacterized. NCBI's taxonomy places the organism in Eukaryota, Viridiplantae, Streptophyta, Magnoliopsida, Solanales, Convolvulaceae. The transcript has 6 exons. The record is from RefSeq and is a predicted model, not a curated record. The coding region runs from base 1 to 1695 and encodes 564 amino acids.